Messenger RNA from Phragmites australis (common reed), 1617 nucleotides. RefSeq lists its product as uncharacterized. Lineage: Eukaryota; Viridiplantae; Streptophyta; Magnoliopsida; Poales; Poaceae. Bases 52 to 1524 code for a protein of 490 amino acids. The record is from RefSeq and is a predicted model, not a curated record. The transcript has 7 exons.
UUUCCGGCCGCCACAAGCGCCUCUUAUCCUCCAGGACCACCCCGCAAAACGAUGGCCGCGGCGACCUCCUCCAUCUUCUCCUCCACGCCCCCGCGCCGCCUCCCCUUCCCUCUAGCCCGCAAGCCCCUCGCCGGCCCCGGCCCCAAGGCCCUCACUCUAUCAUCACAGAAGCUCCUCCGUCUCCCGUGCCCACCCGCUUCGUCCGCCCCAUCCACGCCGCCGCCUCCGCCCGACCCCGAGGGGACUGAGAAGCCGGACCCCAUCAAGCUCGCGUUCGCCCGCGCCGCCGCCUAUAAGAAGGAGAGGGACAGCCCGGCGCCGCCCCCGCCGCCGCCGAAGCCGCCGACGGAGGCUUCGGUCGAGGGGUCGGGUAGCAAGGAGGCCUUCAAGCGGGCGCUGGAGUACAGGAACGGAAACGGGGAAGGAGAGGGUGUGGGUGGUGGUGGCUCCGCUCUUCCCGGGGGAUCGCCGGUUUUCGGUCGAAGCACCUUACUUGGUCAAGAUGGUGCAUUUGGCAAAGUUUCAAAUAAGAAGGGAGAGUAUGAGUAUGAUGAGACAGAUUUUUUGGGCCUUGACUUUUUUGAGAAAAAACGUUAUAAAGGUCCACCCCCUGGGCUGGCUCCAGCUAUUGACCCUUUAACAGAUGAAGAUUUUCCUGAGGUGGAGAUAAUAAUUGGAGACCCUAGCAAAUUUGAGAAGUCUCGUCGCUCAACAGAAAUUCAACCGGUAGUCGACAAUGAGCCAGAGAAAACUUCACGAUCAACAACCAGUGAACCAAAUGAAGAUGACAAGGUUGAGAAAGCACCUCCUUCAACUGUUGUUGAACAAGAAGAAGAUGAAAAUGCAGAAGUUUAUAAACCCACGGUUAGGUCGUGGGGAAUGUUUCCUAGGCCACAAAAUAUUUCAAAGGCGUAUGGUGGUGGAAGAAAUAUACGCCGUGGUGGAGAGACUCAAAGUGCUGAAGAAAAGGCAGCCAAGGAUAAGCGCACCAGAGAGCUAAUAUCUGCAUAUAGGAAUCGACAAAACAUGAUAAUCGAUGCAAAGACAAAGGCAGAGUGCACCGAGGCUUUGAGGGAAGGUGAUGCGCUGAUGAAUACUGGAAGGCUUAAACAAGCAUUGCCUUAUUAUGAAAAAGUGAUGAAGGCUGUGGACUUUAAGACUGAACUUCAUGGAAUGGCUGCCUUGCAGUGGUCCAUCUGUCUAGAUUCACUCUGCAGGUCCAAGGAAGCAAUGAGCAUGUAUAGCAAACUCAAAAACCAUCCAAACUCUGAGAUUAGCAAGAAAGCAAACAUGUUUAUGUUCAGCUUUCAGGCAAUGGAUUUUAUGAAGGUCAGCAGCACACCUUUGCCCAAAAGCACGGGCUACGAGACGUACUUCAACAAAUUUCGCGGCCAGAAGAAUUACUACGCUAGUCUAGACGAACCUGACGUGGGAAUCGACCAGAUCAUCCCAUACAUGUUAUUUCUUGUUUCCCCUAUAUUUCUAGUUGCUUUUGUUGCUCUGAGAAAAUCCUUUCAACUAUAAAAAGAAAUCAUGAACGAGAAGUUUGAAUACCAUAUAUGUAGGAGCAAAUAGUUUGCUAAAUAAAAAAUCGUUCUGUAUAGUUUGGAAAAGCAA